Messenger RNA from Silurus meridionalis, 2331 nucleotides. RefSeq names its product HEAT repeat containing 4 (gene heatr4). The coding region runs from base 79 to 1722 and encodes 547 amino acids. The transcript is spliced from 13 exons. Gene Ontology annotation, molecular function: oxidoreductase activity. The record is from RefSeq and is a predicted model, not a curated record. Lineage: Eukaryota; Metazoa; Chordata; Actinopteri; Siluriformes; Siluridae.
UGUUUUGAACUGGAACUUUAUUCAGGGAUAGGCAAACAAGUGCAUCAACCAGGCAGGACAAAUCAAGAUCGCAUCAUCAUGGACAACAACUCAGAAUACCAAAAAAAACUCCAGAAAAGGGUUCCAUGUGGUCCAGAAAUGUGGACAGAUUUACCAUCAGCUGACAUGCAAAGUGUGACUAAAGCAGAAAUAAGUAGACUGGAGAAAGGAGUACAGCAAUGGGUGGUUUUGCCCACCAAAGCUAAUUAUGCUACAGAGCAGGGGCUCAGACCUCCUGAUUACACCAGACAAGAAGCAAAAGUGGCCAAAGAGCCAGUUCAUUACAGCCCCUUGCAAAGGCUUUCUUCUCUACGCUACGCAGUGGAAGGGUGGAAAAAUGCCUGGAAAAUCAAAACUAGCAGGCAGAGUGUAACUAUUGAGGGCUUGAUGAAGGAUCUCACUGACCUGCACAGCCAAGUGCGAGUGGCAGCUAUUGUUACAUGUGCAUCGAGAGCAGUAAAUAGACCCAAACUGUGUCCACAUUCAGAUGAAACAGGUCUGGCUCAACAUGGUCAAAGCUAUGAGGUUGAAGCAGUGCCUCCAGAACUGCAGCCCCUGCUUCUGUUGGCUCUCAAUGAUCCAGUGAAAAGAGUUCAGCUGGCAGCCGCUGUGUGCCAGUAUGCCAUCGGUACACCCAAUGCCCAGGCACGGGAUAUACUGCAAAAAGCAUUACAACAGGAUUCCUCAGGAACAGGAGUUGAUGGCUGGGUUGCAGCUCAGUGCUUAGCGAUAGAAGGGGAGGCCAGUCAAAGUGUAAUUGAAAGAUUACUCUCACAGCUUUUUCUCAGCAAUGCUCCAUCAGACCAAGAACAGGCUGACACCCUACUAGUCAGCAUUAGUAGCAAGACUAUUUUAGUGCGCUCACUGCUAGGAGAGGAAUUGAACUGUGCUGACUGGAAAAAACGAGUUCUGGCUUGCAAAACCAUCUCAGAACUCAAAUGCCCAAUCAACAAGGAUCUGACCAACAAAUUGCUGUACUUGAUGUGGAAUGACUGGAAUGGUUUGGUGCGUCAGGCAGCAGUAGAGGCUCUGGGUAAAAUGGGAUUAGGCAGUGCCAUACACAAUGAACUGAGUGCCAAACUACACGAGGGUCCAACGUCUUGGCGGGUCCAGGCAUUAAUUCUUAUUGGUCAGCUGAAGAUAAUGACAGCUAAACUGCUGGCCAGUUUCUUACGUUGCCUGACUGAUGAAUUUGUUGUUGUACGUAAACAAGCCUGUUCAACUGCUGCCUCUCUCAUGAUCAAAGAUGAGAUGAUCCAGAAAAAUCUGCUUCACUUAAUGCAGAAUGACUCAUCCUGUGAGGUGAAGGUAGCAGCGAUAAAUGCUUUGGGAAGGAUCGGUUGGCUGACUCCUACGCUCCAGAGGCUCUUACUGUGGGCAGUACAAAAUGAGGAGGAUCCCAGUGUGCGCAUUGUUGCCUGUGAGGCCCUGAAGACGCUAGGGGUCAAAUGUCCUGAGCUCCAGAAUCUCCUGCAAGAACGCCUUAUCCUGGAAACCAAUGCUCAAGUUCAUAGGCACAUUGAGGAUCUGAUGAAACACUAUGGCUACAGCCAAGAUACAAGCAUGUUCCACAUGAUCACAGAGCAGGUACAAAAGCUCUGCACAAAGAGGAACAUCACAGAGAAACUGCUGUUACUAGAGGACCUAAAACAGCAAACGAUUGAAAACGGCAGCCAUAUCUAAACUAGUGCAUGAAAGAUUCAGAGGUGGAGGACCCUUGAAAUGAAUUAUUUCACGAUUCCUGUCAGUCGUUGUAUAGACAGACAGAUUUGGACAUGUAAAUGUCCAGACAGGAUUAUAUUAGUUUACAAUGACUGAGAUAUAUUUUUAAUUAAUUAUAGUAGUUGAAUAAUUGUAUAGUAGUAAUGUCAUAGUUCAUAAUUCAGCCCACAACAAUACAACAUGUAAUAGAAAGUGUUUAUUUAAGCAUUUACAAAGUAAAGUAAACCACUCAUACAUAACACACAACAUAUUUACAGACACUGUGCAUAUUACUGUUCGUUUCCUGUUUUUCCUCCAACAUUUGUUUUAGAUUUACGUUGACACCAAAAAGAAACCAUAACCAACAAGCUGCUUCAUGUGAAGAGAAUGAUAUUGUGAAUAAAGCAAUGAAUAAUUAAUUACAUUAAGUCACAACUUAGGUCAUUUUAUACAUUUUGUGGGAUGGGCCCUGCAGUUUAACAUUCUCUCAGCUGGACAUUUUGUCCUCUGGCGUGCUACUCCGCUGUAGAACUUGCUUUGUCAGACUCUCCACCUCUGUGACUUGAGCCAGGAGCUGAAUCAUGCCAUUAU